Molecule: messenger RNA, 5409 nt
Organism: Stegastes partitus (bicolor damselfish)
Lineage: Eukaryota; Metazoa; Chordata; Actinopteri; Pomacentridae
Gene: zmynd11
Product: zinc finger, MYND-type containing 11
Exons: 14
Coding region: 354-1832 (492 amino acids)
Biological process (GO): regulation of signal transduction; regulation of transcription elongation by RNA polymerase II
Cellular component (GO): nucleus
Molecular function (GO): transcription corepressor activity
Source: RefSeq, a predicted model, not a curated record
UUGGUGUCCAGCUGAGCCCAGCUCAUGUUUGCAGCAGCACUUUUAAACAUUCCUCUCUGAAUCACUUGCAAUCACAGGAGCCGAAAGCCGAGGGAAGCAAGAAUUGGACUUUGGAGAACGAAGCAGGUGUCGCCUCAAACCAGAGGCUCGAGCCUGUUGACUGGGAGGCCGAGAGCCACGACUGGUAUUGCUUCGAGUGUCACCUGCCGGGAGACGUCCUCACCUGCGACAACUGCUUCCGGGUUUAUCACCUCAAGUGUCUGUCGGAGGAGUGCAAGCCCCGGGACGGAGGCUCCCACUGGCAGUGUGUCGCCUGCAGGGGAAGUAAAAAGAAGAACCUGAACAAGCAGGAGAUGAGUAAAUACCUGCGCUUCAUCGUCCAGCGCAUGAAGGAGAGGGCUGUGGACCUGAACAAGAAAGGCAAAGACACGAAGCAUCCCAUGUACAGACGGCUGAUCCACACCGCGCUGGACGUGUCCAACAUCCAGGAGAAUCUGGCUGAAGGAAAGUAUAAAAGCUUCGAGGAGUUCAAAGCAGACGCUCAGCUGAUCGUCCACAACACUGCCAUCCUGUACGGAGUUCACAGCGACCAGGCCGAGAUCGCCCGACUGCUCUUCAGCGACACGUGUCACGAGCUGAAUGAGCUGCUGUUGUGUAAGAACUGUUUCUACCUGUCCAACGCCCGACCCGACAACUGGUUCUGUUACCCCUGCAGUCCCAGCCACGACCUGGUCUGGGCCAAGAUGAAGGGCUUCGGCUACUGGCCGGCCAAAGUGCUGCAGAGGGAGGACAACCAGGUGGACGUCCGCUUCUUCGGACACCAGCACCAGAGAGCCUGGAUCCCCUCAGACAACAUCCAGGACAUCAAGGUGAGCGUCCAGCAGCUGCAGGUGAAGCGCAGCAACGGCUGGAAGAAGGCCUGCGAGGAGCUGGAGGUGUACCAGCGCUUCCUGAGGGAGGGCCGCUUCUGGAAGACCAAGAUGGACGACGGCAGCCCGAUGCUCCAGCAGAGCCAGAGCCAGAACCAGAGCCAAAACCAGACCCAGAACCAGACCCAGACCCAGAGCCAGCGGCAGCAGGACGAGGGCAGCGGCAGGACGGAGCGGCUGGAACGGACCGACGAAGCCGAGUCCAGCAUCUCGUCCACCAGCAACGAGCAGGUCCGCCACCUCAAAGGCAGCCUGGAGCCCAAAGCCAAGAAGAGCCGCCGCACUCAGGUGCUGGAGCCCAAAGAAGAAGUCAGCGACCCGGAGCCCGAGAUGGAGGCGGUCAGCUCCAGCCAGGAGAUCUCGGUGUCGUCGGCGCCGCAGCAGCCAGAGAAGCUGUCGGUGUCGACGCAGACCAAGAAGGCGAGUGGAGGGUCGCCACGGACGCUGCACCGCGGCACCCAGACCAGCAGCGACGGCGCCUGCCAGAACAUGUGUCACGAGAAGUACACCAAGGUGUUCAACGACGUCAAGGAGAUGAUGAAGGCCGACAACAAGAGGGAGACGGAGAGGGUGGUCCGGGAAGCUCUGGAGAAGCUGCGAGCGGAGAUGGAGGAGGAGAAGCGGCAGGCCGUCAGCAAGGCGGUGGCCGGAGCUCAGGCCGAGAUGGAGCGCAAGUGCAAGCAGGUGAAGGAGAAGUGUAAAGAGGAGCUGGUGGAGGAGGUGAAGAAGAUGGUGGCCCAACACAAGCAGCUCAUCUCCCAGACCAAGAAGAAGCAGUGGUGCUACAACUGUGAGGAGGAGGCUAUGUACCACUGCUGCUGGAACACCUCGUACUGCUCCAUCAAGUGUCAGCAGGAGCACUGGCACGCCGACCACAAACGAACCUGCCGCAGGAAGAGAUGAACGAGCCCCGCCCCCUCUGACCUCACACAGCACGCCAUUGGCUCCCGCCGUCUCCGCCUCCCGUCAGUCAGUCAGUGUCAAACACAAACGCCCUCCUGCUUCUCACCUGCCUUCCUGAAGCUCUGCGGACCGGAUGUUCCUCUGCGUGAAGAGCGACGUGUUCGUCUGUCCUUUAAUUUAACGUCGUGCUGGUUUCUCUUCCUGUUCUCUCGUCUCUCUGAACAGAUGCUCCGGAGACGCAGCGUUCUGAGUUUUGUGUUUUUUUUAAACGACUUUUCUUUACUGAAGUGCUAAUUUUGUGUCAGAAUGUGUUAUUUAAGUGUGUAGGAACAGACGAGCAUUAACUGAAUACAUUUUAUUACCUGAAUUUUUAAAACAAAGUCUUUUUUCUUACUGUAAAUGCGACGAACACACACCCUGCAGUCCAGCGUGACGUCCCGCCGCUCUGCUUUCAUACAGAAACCGUUUUUAAAAAACAAACAGAAAACCUGCCUACCUUCCACCGUGGACGACGAGGACUUUAAUUCAUUGUUUUUCACGAAUCUCUCGCGGCGAAUCGCACUUUGUCCUCAUUUCUACCUAAAAGCUAAAGUCACUUAUUGGGAACAGGGUCACGGGUCGGCCCGAGAGGCGCCGACCAGAGAAAUCAGCAGAAGUAUUCCUGUAAUCGUGCACAUGUUGGGUUGUUGGACUGUUUUUAUGAGUCACGUGUGGAAGCAGGACGUUUUUAAUCCGCUCUAAUCGGGGACGUGUACAGAAUCAUUCCUGAGCUGGAUCUUAGAGAGUCACAUGAUUUGAAUCAUUUUUCUCUUUUUGCACAUCUGAUUUUCCUCAGCAGCCCAAACGCUUGUAAUAUUGCCAAAAAGUUUUUGUUGACCCGGCGAGUCGGCCUCGUCCUUCCAUGUGUAUCCUGGAGCGUCGUCAGUCGUUCUAGUUGGACCUCCUCGUCGGUUCUGUCUGGAUCUGAACUCUGUGAGACUCUUUCGCUGUCGUCGGUGGUCGGUGCCUGUCUCUGUUCUCAGCCCGGUGAGGCUUCGUGCAUGUUGAUAGAUUCACAGUUUGUCCUUCAUUCAUUCAGCUGAAACCAGGAGACAGAGGAACCAGAACCCGGCUGCUGUCAGACUGGCACGUAGAAAACUUUAUGCAAAUGUGAGCGAUGGGACGGGUCCGGGUCUCUGCUGGCGCCGGAUGUCGAUGUGUCGGUAGAUACCGGUGCUUGGGUUUGUUAACGGCAAUCAGAUUGCUGUUUUUAAAUUUCUGAGAGAAGUUAGUCGACCGUCUUGUCAGCGAUCAGCUGACCGGCCGGCGGGUUGCCUUCAGGCUUCUGUUGACGUGGAAACGAAGCGCCGUCAAUCCUCACCUCGUGGGCAGAAACAGCUCGACUGAAGCUGAGCUCCACUUCCAGCGUUUUGCUUCUUCUUGCCGUAAAUGAAACUCAAAGCUUCAUUAAUAAAGUUCUGGUGUCACUCGGUCAAGUUGUGACUCAAAAAAAGACUCGAUUCUUCUGUUUUCAGGGUCAUUUCUGAGCGACUUCACCUCCGUUGGUUCCUUUAGCGUGUUUCUAGCAGGCGAUAAAUCCGUCUUUUCCUUCGUUAAAUGUUGUUAACCCUAAAACAGCCUGUGUUCGGACAUCUCCUCGCUUUCGGACGUCUCCUCGCGUUCCGACGUCUCUUCGCGUUCGGACGUCUCCUCGCGUUCCGACGUCUCUUCGCGUUCGGACGUCUCUUCGCGUUCGGACGUCUCCUCGCGUUCCGACGUCUCCUCGCUUUUGGACGUCUCUUCGCUUUCGGACGUCUCUUCGCGUUCGGACGUCUCCUCGCGUUCCGACGUCUCUUCGUGUCUAAAGUGCCUGUUUUGUCCGAACAACACGAACAAGCUGCAGAACGACUCAGACUGCUGCUUGUUCGUACAUUUAUUAUUGUGAAAUCAUUUUUCCUUCAUGGCGGAUUUUUAAAGCUGCCUCAGAACCGUUUCCCUACAGCUGGAAGCUUUAAGCCUGAGUUUCGUCAACAGCAACUUAAAGCUGCCGUUUUCUCUGUUUGACUUUUUGUCAACAAACGUUCUGCACGAAGUCGUCCCACAAACACAAAGUCUGUUCAGGUGUUUGUAGCCAGCAGCAGGUUCGUGUGUUCGUGUCGCUCUCUGUCGAUUAGAAAACGUUUCUAUGCCAACUGGAGCUGACUUAAACAUCUUCUGAGCUUCAUGGAGCCCACACCUGAGGACUCCUCAGGAAGCACCUGGCAGACAUCCAGUCGUCGGUCCCAGUCGCAUCCAAGGAGCCCAGACUCAGACAGAAGCUCUGAAAGCUCCAGAUGUCCUUCACUGCAGACUCCUCAGCAUGUUCCUUCCUGAGGUGUAUCGUAGAUCAGGACAUCUGGAGACUUCAGUCCAGGGAUCUCCAGCUCCGGUCCUCCUGAGCUACUGUCCUGCAGGUUCUAGAUGUUUCCAACACACCUGACUCAGAUGAAUGGAUCACUAACAGACGUGUCUAGAACUUGACACCAAGCUGCUGGAGAUCCAUUGAUGUGAGUCAGGUGUGUUGAAAACGUCUAGAACCUGCAGGAUGGUAGCUCAGGAGGACUGGAGCCGGAGAUCCCUGGUCCAGAGCUUCUGAAGGCGUGCUGAGAUCAAAGAGCUGCAGCGACCGGCUCUCAGAUUCUAACGAUGAACUAAAGGUUUGAGCAGCAGUCGUCGUUUGUCGCACUUGGACACCUUCAGUCGGAGGCAGGUGUGGGUGACCAGAAGAACCCAGAGCUUGGUUAUCGUCAGCCGGUCGAUGGAGCGCUGCCCACUAGUGGAGAAUUUAUGUUACUUUCUGUAAGCUGGAAGUGGCUGACGUUCCUCCUCACCCGGUUCGUUCUUCGUGUUCUUCCUGGUUUCACGUUCUCGUCCAAUCAAAGUUCUCUGAAGUCCAACUUCUCUCCUCCGUUGCACUACGUGUAAAUAGACUCCUUCAUGGUUCUGUACAUUGUAAAUGGAUCCACAGAUACUCAGUCUUCUGUUUUGUUCUGAUCUGGAUGACUGUUAGUUCUAGUUUUGUACAGAUGGUUCUCAUAUCAGCGCUUCGUGUCCUUCUGUCCACUCGUUUCUAGCUUCACGUCGACCUGCAGCUCCUCACCGUUGGGUUUUCUUUGGUUCUCCGGCCGCUGUGGGAAGCGUUUUGCCGUCACUCCGGCUCGGUUCUGGUCUGCGCUGCAUGAGUAAAGCUGUUUGUGUCGCGGCUGCGUUUGUUUCUGCUUCCUUCUGAUCACGUACUCGUGGCUCCUCAGCAAUAUGACAGUGACGUCGUUUUCAUCUUCUGUCGAGCUCGUUUCACGCCGUCGAGGACGUUUUCAGCCGGAGAGACUAACGAGCACCCAGAGUGCUUCUGACAGGAAUGAGAUCCGUGUACAGCUUCUUUGGUUCCGCCUCCUGUAGAACAUGUUCUUCUGUUCUGUCCAUAUGUACACUCUUAAUCGUGGCUUAACAUUUUCUAUGCUCCCGACCUUUUUGUUUGUUUUUUGACACUUUAGCUAGCAAUAUGUAUAUAAAUAUAUUCUAUGUGCUAACAUGGAGGAAAUAAAUGUAUCGACCAGUU